AUAAGGUUUGAGAGUUUGCUACGGCUUUCCGGGUGCGAAAACUUUUCGGAACCUUUGCGAAACAGGCCCCUUGAGGCGUAGUGACUUAGGGGGAGCAGGUGUACAGCCUGAUGAUGCAUUGUCUCUCUUCCCUGAUAUUCCGUAGAGAGCUGGCAUUGUUAUAUGUGAGUUCUUCUUGGAGCUGUUAUGUCCUGGUUUGUUUGUGUUAUUCCUUGGACACUUGGAAUGAAAAGAUGCUCUUCAAACCUGGUUCAAAAUUGAGUGUGCCAGUCUCUUUACUCAGGGCAAGGCCGAGGGGAGAGGGGAUGGGGACGGGGUGCUUUGAUAGCUGUAGUGAGCAAGGUGCUUGAUGGGAAAUUUGUUGCGUUGCUUGUGAAACAAAACAUGGUUCAGUUUAUUUUUGUGCUGUUGCUCGUUGGUGUAAUGGUGGUGUCUUAUGCGGGAGGCGUUUAUUUCGUGAAGAUACUUCGAACAAAUACUUUGUGAUGCUCAAAGAUGUACGCACGGACCUCCUUGAAAAACAUGGUUAGCUAAAAGCAUGCACACAAAUAGUUCAUUGUCACCUCGAGGAUGUAAGCUUACUCGUCAAAGAAAAUCUGAAUUAACUUUAGUAGAGGCUUGCCAACUAGGAGACUGUAUGAAAGUCCAUAAACUUCUCGAACAAGGCGUAUCGCCAAAUAGCGUCGGAACUUUCGGCUGGACAGCCUUACAGGAAGCUGCGAGCGAGGAACGCACUGCUGUUGUCUGCCUUCUUUGCGGUUUUAACUGCGAACUUGACUUUUUAGGUACCGCUGGCGAAACUGCGCUUCACAAAUGUGCAGCUAAUAAUGAUGUGAAAACCAUGGACGCUUUGCUAUCUUCAGGGUGUGGAGUGGACGUAAGGAAUUCUGGCGGACAUUCCCCGCUGCAUGUCACUGCCUAUCACGACCAUCUUGAAGCUGCACAGUUGUUGCUGUGUUAUAAUGCUGAUGUGCGGGCGCGUGAUCGCUGGAAUCAAACACCAUUACAUAGAGCAGCUGCCAGGGGCUGUACCAACAUGGUAAAGCUUCUCCUUAAUAACAGCAGCGAUGUACUGCUCCAGGAUGACCAGGGUUACACUCCACUGCACCUUGCUGCAGCAUGGGGAUGCCCACUGACGGUCCAAGUAUUGUUAGAUGCUGCAUCAGAUAUUUAUGCUAAGAACAGAAACAACAAGACUGCAACCGAUGUCAGUCAGUCAUCUGCAGGUUCAUCAUUGCUGCAUGCCGCUGCAUGUCAGACACCCAAAUUACAGUACCUUUGCAUUUUGGUGAUCAGAAAACUCCUUUGUAACAAUCCAAUGCAAAAAAUCAAUAGGCUUCCUGUGUCCCAGCUUUUAAAAGAUCGCAUUGCAAAUGUUUCUUUGGUAGAAAGGGUCCAAGCUAUGAAUACACGCUAACAAACCCUGUAAAGUAUGAUGGCACCCCACCUUGCGUUCACCCUGUUAAUAUGGCCAACUUAACUUUAAGGUGCACAAAAUUAGUUUAUCUAGACAUGCCCCUCUCCUCCCCUUCCAAUACAUCACGUAAAUUAAUUUUAGUGUUGUAAAUUUGUAUUGUAUGUUUCUUGCAACCUAUAUCUACUUAAUCAUGUAUUAGGGAUUGGAGGAACAAAUAAAAUUUUAAAAAAAUACAUGGUCACCUUGUUAUAAUGGCCAUUUUUUUGGUCCUGGCAAAACAUCCAUACAUUUUGUUAUAAGAAAACCCCAUUAAUUGUGGCCACCCAGUUAGUAUGGCCAACAGCUGCAUUCUGAAAUCUUAACCCAUAUAAUCCUUUAUAAUUUUUCCCCAUUUAUAGAGCCACUCAAAGUAGUUAUGGACAUAUUUCCUGUGGUAAAAUCAUGACAUAUUUCCUGAUUGAACUUUCAUUGUUUUGGAAAUUAUAUCUGUAUUAUGGAUGCUUAUUAAAGAACAGGUGUUUAAAGUACAGUUUUGAGAUAUCUAUUAAGAAGUCACUCACUUUAGAUGAAUCAUAAACUUUGCCCGUACACUGUUAAUAUGCCACCCGUUAAUACAGUCAAAUUUUCAUGGUGCGUUGGUGACCGUAUUAGUGGGGUUACACUGUAUUUUGCUAAAUUUAAUUCUGAUACUGAGAACCUGAUUAUGCAGUUCAGGAAACUUGCCUUGACUUGAACUUAAUUCUGUCAGUGGAUAAUAUUAAAGGAGAAUGUAUAGCAGUGAGAUCAAGGAGAUUAUUGUAGAAAAAUGCAGCCAGCCUUGAGCACCCAGACAUGAUCAAUUUCAGUUUUUUUCUUACUCUGUUAUUGUCAUCAGUCGGCAGUGAUUUAUUCUGUGUAGGUAGGCUUAUUAUAGCUUAUCCAAGCUUGCCAUGCCUCAGGUAGAAAGGCAAGAGUUUCCUAUGGGUUGUUCAAACAAAAGCCUGGCUACACAGGAAUGUCAUUGUCAUCAUUGUUUUGCACAGUUUCAAAGGAGGCCUUAGUUAACGUACUGAGCAGAUGAUGUCGAUCAUUGAUCACAUUAUUAUUAAAGUUAAUAAAAGUGUUUCAAAUGGGA
Orbicella faveolata is the source of this 2531-nucleotide messenger RNA. RefSeq lists its product as uncharacterized. Gene Ontology annotation, biological process: regulation of gene expression. Gene Ontology annotation, molecular function: protein binding. Gene Ontology annotation, cellular component: nucleus. The record is from RefSeq and is a predicted model, not a curated record. NCBI's taxonomy places the organism in Eukaryota, Metazoa, Cnidaria, Anthozoa, Scleractinia, Merulinidae.